Agrilus planipennis (emerald ash borer) is the source of this 1043-nucleotide messenger RNA. It is a transcript of the gene Pih1D1, whose product is annotated as PIH1 domain-containing protein 1. Gene Ontology annotation, biological process: box C/D snoRNP assembly; rRNA processing. The record is from RefSeq and is a predicted model, not a curated record. Bases 26 to 970 code for a protein of 314 amino acids. NCBI's taxonomy places the organism in Eukaryota, Metazoa, Arthropoda, Insecta, Coleoptera, Buprestidae. Gene Ontology annotation, cellular component: R2TP complex; cytoplasm; ribonucleoprotein complex. The transcript is spliced from 5 exons.
UGUUUUUAAAAAAAUUAAAAUAAAUAUGGAAAGUAAACUAUUUUUGGAUGCUGAUGCCUCUAUUCUGGAAAAGAAUUUAAAGAUUAUAAAUGACUCAGAAGAAGAACAGUUUGAAAAUUUUUUACACCAGACUGCAUUGCCAAGCAGAAUCGUAAAACCAAUGCCUGGAUUUUGCAUAAAAUCUAGAGAAUUGGGAACAGACACUAAAUUGUUUAUUAAUAUUUGUCAGACUGAUGCUCUACCUGCCCCUAUAGAUAUUUCUGAAGCAGAAUUGAAUGAAAUCUUAACCACAGAUGAUCCUUCCCAGUUUCGUGUACCUAUGAGCAUUGGAAACGUAAGAACAGAAACAGAUAAAAAAGGAAACACUGCUAAAGCUGUUGAUGUAGCAAUAAACUCAACUUUUUUUAAUAAGGUUGAACAGAGUUCUUUAUUUAAAGAUUUCUUAACAGCUGUAGCUUUUGAGGGUGUCAAAAAUAAGUAUAACAUUGCCACAACGGAUGAAAGAGUAAUUCUAAGGAAUAGAAAAGCAUUUGGUACUCUCCAAGUACACAGAAUACAGCAAAGAGAUAUUGAAGAGAAGAUAAAUAAUAAUAAAGAAAAAUCAAUUUUCAAUAGUAUUACUAAAACCAACAAUACAAAAGACAUUAGACCUCUGAUUGAGACAAUUUCAAGUACUGAGCUUGAAAAUGCUAUGACUGGCACAAAAAAGCCACAGUAUCGUUUGUACAAGCCAAAAACAGCACAAAAUGUUCUUCUAGGAGAAUUUAGAUUUCCUGAUAUUUUUAAAUCAGAAGAACUUACUUUAGAUGUUGGUGAAGAUAGAAUUAUAUUGGAAUGUAAAACAAGAAAUUAUUUAUUAGACAUAUUUCUUCCAUGUCUUUUAAAUCAAGAACUAGUUCAGUCAGAAUUUAACAUUGAUUCAAAGAUCUUAACAAUAACAAUGCCACUGAAGGAAAAUGUAUGCAGUUAAAUUAUAUUUAUUUUAGUAACAUAAAUUCUGUUUAAAAUUUAUAUUAUAAUUACAAUAAUACUAAUAUAGUAUU